AUGUGGCACAGAAUCAAUGAUCAGACGAACAAGUUCUAUGCCGCAUUCGCAGCUGCAGAGAAACAAAUAACCAGCGGUCAGAGUGACAAUGACGUUCUAAAGGUUGCUCAUGAAAUCUUCUACUCUGAUCAGGGACACAAGUUUACCCUCGAGCACGCGUGGUGUGUCCUGUGCUAUGAACAAAAGUGGAUAAGCCUGAACACACCUAAGACGGCCGGUUCAAAGCGAAAGGGUGGUGAGGUGAGUUCCCAACCUUCAAGCGAACAUGUCGGUGAGGUAUGUUCCCAAUCUUCUAUGCGUCCUGAAGGUAUCAAGGCUGCGAAAGCAAGCAGGAAUGGUAGUAAAGGAAAGGCUAUUGAGGACUAUAAGAGCCUUUUGGAGCUCAAGAUGGAAGAUUUGGCGAGGAAGGAGAAACUGUCGAAGCUGGCGAUAUUAGACACUCUCCUUACCAAGAAGGAUCCACUAAGCGAGAGUGAAGAAACUGUCAAGAACAAGCUGUUGGCCGAACUCUUCUAG
Molecule: messenger RNA, 516 nt
Organism: Brassica rapa (field mustard)
Lineage: Eukaryota; Viridiplantae; Streptophyta; Magnoliopsida; Brassicales; Brassicaceae
Product: glutathione S-transferase T2-like
Source: RefSeq, a predicted model, not a curated record